AUGUUUAUUUCGACUAUUCUCCGUCCUGCAGUAAUUGCACUUCUUGCUCUUGCAAGUGUUACUAGUGUUUCGGCUGUCUGUGGGACAAACUCAAUUGGUUUGGCUAAUGCUCAAGCUGGAGCUGUCAUAGUUGACAAUAGCUGCAACGUGCUUACCGCAAAGUCCAUCGGCGAUUUCAAUGUAUGUGGUCCUUACCAGGAUGGUUCGCAAGUCGUUUGCAGAACUCCAGAGACGCCAUCCACAGCACAUACAGCCGACGGUCGAGACUGGGGGAAUUGUAUCAGAUCGUCAGAGGUUUGCCAGGUCGGUCACUCAGAACCUCCGAUUGUUCAGUGGUGCUGCCCGGAGCUUUGA
Molecule: messenger RNA, 354 nt
Organism: Fomitiporia mediterranea MF3/22
Lineage: Eukaryota; Fungi; Basidiomycota; Agaricomycetes; Hymenochaetales; Hymenochaetaceae
Exons: 3
Coding region: 1-354 (117 amino acids)
Source: RefSeq, a predicted model, not a curated record